ACUCCGGGCUGAAGCAACCCUCUCUCCGUCCUUCACAGACAUCAGGAAGCCAAGAUGGCGGCCGCCGUAGUGAGGAGUCUCGGCUCCAGUUUGGGUAAAAACCUCCGAGAGAUCCGCGUCCACCUCUGCCAGACCUCCGCGGCCAGCAAGGGGGCCAGAGACUUUGUGGAGCAGCACUACGUGAGCCUGAAGAAGUCCAACCCAGACUUCCCGAUCCUGAUCAGAGAAUGUUCUGGAGUCCAGGCCCGAGUCUGGGCCCGAUACGAGUUCGGUAAAGAGAGCAGCGUCUCGGUGGACAACAUGUCAGCUGAUCAGGUGGCCAAAGCUCUACAGACUCUGGUUCAGUCCAAACCUUAAACCCCCGUCUCCGCUGGAAGUGGUUCAGUCCGGAUCGACUCACCUGCUUCAUUCAUUCAGUUUGUGUGUAAAUGUGUUGAUAUGAAUAAACCUCAGUUAUUAAUGUCA
Messenger RNA from Siniperca chuatsi (mandarin fish), 465 nucleotides. RefSeq names its product NADH:ubiquinone oxidoreductase subunit A2 (gene ndufa2). The record is from RefSeq and is a predicted model, not a curated record. The coding region runs from base 55 to 357 and encodes 100 amino acids. Lineage: Eukaryota; Metazoa; Chordata; Actinopteri; Centrarchiformes; Sinipercidae. The transcript is spliced from 3 exons.